GAGCUACCACACAGCUACCCUGUCUACCGAGUCAGCCAUUUCCAUCAUGCGUCUUCUCAACAAGGUUGCUCUCGUCACUGGCUCGUCCUCGGGAAUUGGACGGGCCAUUGCUUUGCGUUAUGCUCGGGAAGGAGCCAAGGUUGCCUGUGCGGACAUCACUCCGACUGCACGCUCGCCGGUGCCAAAUGAACUGGACAUUACUACCCACGAUGCGAUCAGUCAGAAGGGGGGACAGGCCUUCUUCCUCCAGGCUGAUGCGGGAGAUGCAUCGCAGAUGGAAAAUGCGGUGCUGAAGACUGCACAGCAAUUUGGUCGGUUAGAUAUCAUGGUCAAUAAUGCAGGCGUCUCUCUGGAAUCCCGUACCCCGGCUCGAAUUCAUGAAACCACCAAUGAACUGUUCGAUACCACCAUGCGGAUUAACACUCGCUCGGUCUUUUUGGGCAGUAAGUAUGCCAUCACGCAGAUGUUGAAGCAGGAUCCGCAUCCAUCGGGCGAUCGGGGAUGGAUCAUCAACUUGUCAUCCAUUCUUGGGAUUGUGGCAGCGACAGAGAAUCCAUCGUACUGUGCCUCCAAAGGGGCUGUUAGUAAUCUCACGCGUCAGGUGGCAUUGGAUUAUGCGCGCGAUCGCAUCCAUGCGAAUGCUAUCUGUCCGGGUUAUACCCGGACAGCCAUCUAUCAAGAGACGACGGAGUAUAUGCACGCUGCGGAGGACUUGAUCCGACGACAUCCCUUUAAUGGGCCCGGGUUGCCGGAUGACAUUGCGCGGGUGGCUGUGACACUGGCGAGUGAGGAUGCCAACUGGAUGACGGGUGCUGUGAUUCCUGUUGAUGGAGGGUAUACUGCGCGGUGA
Molecule: messenger RNA, 850 nt
Organism: Aspergillus vadensis CBS 113365
Lineage: Eukaryota; Fungi; Ascomycota; Eurotiomycetes; Eurotiales; Aspergillaceae
Product: SDR family NAD(P)-dependent oxidoreductase
Exons: 4
Coding region: 47-850 (267 amino acids)
Molecular function (GO): oxidoreductase activity, acting on the CH-OH group of donors, NAD or NADP as acceptor
Source: RefSeq, a predicted model, not a curated record